Messenger RNA from Acanthamoeba castellanii str. Neff, 963 nucleotides. Its product is annotated as HpcH/HpaI aldolase/citrate lyase subfamily protein. The record is from RefSeq and is a predicted model, not a curated record. Bases 1 to 963 code for a protein of 320 amino acids. The transcript has 8 exons. NCBI's taxonomy places the organism in Eukaryota, Discosea, Longamoebia, Acanthamoebidae. Gene Ontology annotation, biological process: oxaloacetate metabolic process. Gene Ontology annotation, molecular function: catalytic activity; magnesium ion binding.
AUGGCGGACAUGCUCCUGAAAGUGCUCCAGAAGAAAGGCGACAUGGCCCUUCCUGACGUGCUGGUGCCGGACAUGGAGGACAGCGUCCCGCUGGCGGAGAAGGCGAGCGCUCGCCAGGCCAUCGCGUCCCUCCUGCCGCAGCUGGCCCAGUUGGGAGCACACACGAAAGUGUUGCCGCGGGUCAACUCUCUUGAUACUGGCACGUGCCCUCGCGCCACUUCUAUUCUCCUGCACAGCGCGAUGCAGUCAUCUGAUCGGCUCAUGGAAGAUGACCUGCAAGCGGUCAUUGCCCAAGGCGACCUCAUAUUUGGAGUCUCGGUCGGCAAGGUGGGCUCAGCCGAGGACAUGCGCAGAAUCGAUGAGAUCGUGAGCGCGCUGGAGAGCAAAAACGGAGUCCGAGCCGGUAAGAUCCACAUCGUUCCAUGGCUCGAGACCGCCGCCGGCGUCGUCAACGCGCACGAGAUAUGCAAGAGCUCGAGCAGGCACUGCCACCCUCUCACCCCCCCCCCUCUCAAUGAGUGCUGGUCUCACCGCAUCUCUCCGUGCGUGCCUGGCCUACGGCACAGAAUCAUCGGUGUAGCCUAUGGUGGCGAUGACUUCCUCACGGACAUGGGCGUUCAGGGUGCCUCCGACCAGACCCCCAGCGGUCUCGUCACCUACGCACGAAGCGCAAUCUCUGUUGCCGCUCGCGCCGCCAAUGUUCUUUCUCUCGAAACCCCGGCGACGGACGUGAAGCGGCUGGGCUACCGCGGGAUGUUCGCCAUCCACCCCAAUCAGGUGCAAACCAUCAACGAGUGCUUCUCGCCUUCGGCCCAGGAGAUUGAGUACGCCAAGAAAGUGGUCGCCGCCUACGAGGAAGCCGAGAGGCAGGGCAAGGGUUCCACGUCAGUCGACGGCAAGAUGGUGGACGCGCCUGUGGUGAAGAGAGCCUACGCGCUCCUCAAGACCUUGCCCCAGCCCUAG